This is a messenger RNA of Scleropages formosus (Asian bonytongue), 3396 nucleotides long. RefSeq names its product FERM and PDZ domain containing 2 (gene frmpd2). The record is from RefSeq and is a predicted model, not a curated record. Bases 1 to 3366 code for a protein of 1121 amino acids. Gene Ontology annotation, cellular component: cytoskeleton. Lineage: Eukaryota; Metazoa; Chordata; Actinopteri; Osteoglossiformes; Osteoglossidae. The transcript is spliced from 28 exons. Gene Ontology annotation, molecular function: cytoskeletal protein binding.
AUGAGCACUUUUGUGACCCUGGCUGAGGUGCUGGAAGCAAGGGGAGCCCCCCUGGAUGAGGAUGAGGUGUGGUCCCUCCUGCUGGGCACUGUAGAGUCCUUGCUGGACACCUCCUGCAAAGGUGCAGUCAACAUGUGCAGCCUCAUCAGCCCUGGGUCCCUCCUGCUUUCUGCCAGUGGGGGCCUGGCCUUCAGAAGUUGUGCCUGGAGUGAGGAAAUGUGCUCCUUCACCGCCCCGGAGGUGCUGCAGGGCCGAGCCAUCACCACGAGGCUAGCGGUCGAGAAGGUGCUUAUAUAUUCCUUAGGAAUGACUCUGUACUGGUCAGUGGAUUAUCAGCUUCCACAGAACGAGCCUGUCCAGCUCAGCGGACACCUGAACUCGCUGCUACUGAGCAUGUGCGAGGACACAGCCCUGCGGCGGGCCGACCUGCUCCGUGUACGCGAGAUGUGUGAGCAUCACCACAAGGCAGCAUUGCUGUUUCCCCCGAGCAGGGUGAUCAGCCAGCUGGUGGAAGAGGUCCUUCAUGAUGCUGUGAACCAUGUGUCCUUGUUGAAGGACACUUCCCAUCUGAACCACCGCAGUCAGGCGAUCAGAGACAGAUUACAUGACAGAAGAACGCCCCUCUCUGGGUGCAGUGAUGCCAACAGUGGAUCAGGGGAGAGCUCAGGAUUGUCAACAGACACAGAGACCAAGCAAGGACAUUCACAUCUUGCAUCAGUUUGGGCCCACAUCAGCAAGGGCUUACCACCCGCCAUUCACCAGUUGUCUCCCAGAAGAUCCUCCCACCUCCCAGGAACCAGUGUCAGUCCCCAGAUCAAGAAUUUGGGACCUGAGUUCAUCCGUAUUCUGGGGGAGCCCCAGAUCACACUGGAGAUGCCUACUUCCAUUGUGAAAGGCAAGGCAUGUGCAACUCAGAGAGACCUGAGUGUCAUCAUGCCCAGCGGACUCUCCAUUUUAGUGAAGUGUGACAUCAAGUCAAGGGUGGGUGAUGUCUUUGACUUGGUGGUUGCCCACACCAGCCUGAUCGAGCAUUUCUACUUCGGCCUUGCUUUCAUGGAAAAUAAUGAGUUUUUCUUUCUGGAAAAUGAGGCAAAAAUCUCCAGAAUUCUCCCUGACUGUUGGAAGAAAGCAGCUUCAACCGGAUUCGUCCUUUAUCUCCGAAUAAAAUUUUUUGUGGAAGACAUCACAUUCAUUCUACACAAGCUCACCCAGCACCAGUACUACCUGCAGCUUCGCAAGGACCUUGUGGAGGACCGACUGUACUGCAAUGAGGAAACCGCCCUGCUACUUGCUGCUCUUGCCCUGCAGGCUGAAUUUGGUGACUAUGCAAAUGAGGUGUGUGAGAAAAACUACUACGAGCCAGAGCACUACAUCUCGAGGAGCCUGAUAGAGAAGAUGGCCCUUCUGUGUCUGAGGGGAGAACUGGCCAGGCUGCAUGCCAGCCAGAGCAAGCUACUCCCCGAGGAAGCAGAGAUGGAGUUCCUCAGGGUUGUACAGCAGCUCCCAGACUACGGAGUGCUGCUUCAUCAUGUGACCCAGGGGAAAAGGCCAGCCAGGGGCGAAGUGAUGCUUGGGAUAUGCUCCAAAGGAAUCAUCAUCUACGAAGUCAAAAACAGCAGCCCAACUGCGACACAUAGGUUCCUUUGGGAGGAAGCCAACAGCAUUACUUCAUCUCGGCGUAAAUUCAUCAUCAAGGCCAAUGAUGGAGGGAAAAGGCACACAUUUCUCACAGAAAGUACCAAAACCGCCAAGUACCUUCUUUUCCUCUGCUCUGUCCAGCACAAAUUCCACAAGGAAAUGAGUUCCCGUCAUCAGAGUCACAGUCUGAUCUUUGAGGAAAACAUUCUGCAGUUUGCAACCGAGUGCAGAGCUCGAUGCAGCCACCUCCAGCAGCUCUCGUGCUCCGAAACCGCGCUUAGUGGCACCCAGGCCAAGAUCUCCUCCGGUGACUGCACCACCAAAUCCUGUGAGGAGCUCUCUGCUCAGACAGAUCCCCUUCCCACAGACCAGAGUGACCAUCAUGAGCAGAAUGUCAAAGGGGACCAGUGUGAGACAAAGCAGCAGGAGCAGCUCCAGACCUGGAGUUCUUCAGACCUGAGUCCCAGGAGAACCUCCGCCGUCUCUUUGCAGAGCCACGACCCCGAGGUGUUAUCCUUAUCUUACACUUCAAGAGAUCUGCUCACCACCAUGGCUGAGAGAGAGGUUAUCUGUGUGUCCCUGAAGAAGGACCCCAAACUAGGCCUUGGCAUUGUGAUCAUUGGCGAGGACAACGUUGGCGAACUGGACCUGGGGAUUUUCAUUGCUUCUGUGGUGCCAGAUGGACCUGUCGAUAAGGACGGGCGCAUCCGACCAGGCGGACGCUUGAUAUCCUUGAACAAAACAAGCUUGGAGGGGGUUCCAUUCAGGGUGGUGGCAGACAUCAUGCAGAGCAGCCCCGAGGAGGUGGAGCUCAUUGUGUCCCAAGCCAGGCAAGGUCCCUGGCCACAAAGCAUUAUGGGGUCAUUGCUGGAGAGGAACUUUGAUUCUCAAGCUGCAGUCAUGGGAAAGUACCAGACCAGUGUGGAGGAGCUAGACGAGAUCCUGUCCAUGAUGAUGACUCCAAAAGCCAGAAGCAGAUUGCAGGUGCCAAUGGUGCAAAUACUGGAUGCACAGGCACGUUGCUCCAGAUCAUCAUCUGUGGUCAGCUUUAGAUCAGAGGAGAUCCUAUUUGUCAAACUAAGAAAGACAAACGGCAGUCUGGGAAUUAGUAUUGCAGCAGGACAGCGUGAUGGCAUUUUCAUCAGCAGCAUAAUUCCAGGAGGAGCAGCUGAUCAAGACGGCCACCUUCAGAUUGGUGACAGGUUGGUGGAGGUGGAUUGUGUCAGGCUACAGGGCGUCACCUACCAACAGGCUGUGAAGACCUUGAUGUCAACGGGGGAGGUGGUGAACCUGGUCUUGGCCAGGGAGUCCCCAGCGUGGAGCCAGAUGUCCAGCCCAGAGGUACUGUUGCGGAAUAGAGGCUCCAGCUUGACCAAAGACUACAGCUUUGUGUCAGAUGACAACACUCUGGAGGUAACUCUCAGAAAGAACCACAGCGGCCUGGGUUUUAGCUUUCUGAUCUCGGAGCUGGACGCUACAGAAGGUGGUAGCACCGCCGUCCGGGUCAAAAGGCUCUUCCCAGGCCAGCCAGCAGAGCGGUGUCGGCUCAUCCGUGAGGGAGACAUCAUCCUAGCCAUCAACGGAGAACCACUUAAAGGACAGUCCUAUCAGAGGGUGCUUGACCUGAUUCGGAGCUCCCCGGCUAAAGUCAGGCUGUCCAUCUGCCGUCCAUCUCCAAGUGCAUCAAUGGGUAUAGCCGCUCUUGAGUCCUGCCCCAUUCCGCACUAGAGAAUCUCUCAAAAUGGACAUGAAGUCAAG